Cryptomeria japonica (Japanese cedar) is the source of this 2525-nucleotide messenger RNA. Its product is annotated as heat stress transcription factor A-2. The transcript has 2 exons. Gene Ontology annotation, molecular function: RNA polymerase II cis-regulatory region sequence-specific DNA binding; DNA-binding transcription factor activity. The coding region runs from base 16 to 1182 and encodes 388 amino acids. Gene Ontology annotation, biological process: regulation of transcription by RNA polymerase II. NCBI's taxonomy places the organism in Eukaryota, Viridiplantae, Streptophyta, Pinopsida, Cupressales, Cupressaceae. The record is from RefSeq and is a predicted model, not a curated record. Gene Ontology annotation, cellular component: nucleus.
CAAAAUUUGAAAGAAAUGUCUCGAUCUUACGCACAAAAUUUGAAAGAAAUGUCUCGAUCUUACGCGAAGGGCCGUCCAUCAGUUUAUUUAGCCGAGAUUUGCCGACUCGUCUGCCGGAGAAAGGAGCUUAUACGAUUGCGACAGGUAGACAGAAAAAAAGGGCGAAAAACAAUGGAGGGGAGUACAAGUGCAAUGCCAAUGCCAACGCGAACGCGCUUUCUUACAAAGACGUACGAAAUUGUGGACGACCCAUCCACAGAUUUUGUCGUGUCAUGGAGCGUAGGCAAUAACAGCUUUGUUGUGAAGAACCCACAUUAUUUCUCCCUCAAUCUGCUGCCUCGCUACUUCAAGCAUGGCAACAUCUCCAGCUUCAUCCGACAGCUCAACACAUAUGGAUUUCGUAAGGUGGAUCCUGAUCGAUGGGAGUUUGCCCAUGAGAGCUUUUUGCGUGGGCAGAAGCAAUUGCUGGCUGGCAUUCGUCGGAGGAGGCCUAAUCAUCAGGCUCGGAACUUGGGCGAUGGGAACAACGAUGGUUUAGAAGGGGGUUUGCAGGGGGACGAGGACGCCAUUGUUGUGGAGAUUGUUCAGCUGAAGAAGGAGCAGGAAAGUAUUGAUAAGGAUAUGGAGGAUUUGAAGAGGCGCUUGGAAUUGACGGAGCAGAGGCCGCAGCAGAUGAUUUCAUUUCUGGCUACAGUGGUUAACAAUCCGAAUUUGAUUACCCAGAUGCUUCAGAACAAGGCGAGUCUCAGCAGCGGGAAAAAGAGGAGACGGGUGCCCUAUAACGAGGAAGAGGGAUUAAUGGCUGAUUUGGGGUGGGCUGGUGCAAAUGCCAUUACUGAUCCUGCGAUUGCAGAGGAGCUUAUUGGCCCUGAGCUGAGUAGGGAAGGGUCGACUGUUGAUGGCGUUGAUUGUAUCCCAACGGAUCUGAAUCUGAUUGACUCUGAGGCUAGGGCAGGAUUGCUGUCUGAGGAGCUGAUGGUGACUUGUUCACUCACAGAUCAACAUUCAGGGGCUUGUAUUGAUAAAUCUGGGAUUGAUAUCAAUGUGGCUGAGGAUUUGGGGGUUUGCAAUGUGGAGGACAUUUUAUGCUGGGAUGAAGAUUUCAGUGAUGAAACCCAGUUCACCGAUUGCAAUCUCUUGUCAGAAAUAACCCACAUUGACAAAUCGCCAAAUUCCAAAUGAAGAUGUAACGGCUGAGGAUCUCGUUGAUUCAAUUGUAGUUGGAGAAUAGUAAGGUUUCUUAUAAUGUCCUUUGUACUAACCUUGCCGUACGUUUGAAGGAAUUCGAGUCUAAUCCGGCGGGAGGUUUAUCACCUGCUUUAUCAUUAGUUUGUGUUCUAGGUCUAGUAGGCAGUCCACUGGGAAAACACUAAAUUUUUUGUCCAAUCUUCAAAUAUAUGCCAAAAUCAAACCUCAAAAGAACCUGCAAUUUUCUUUCAAUAAUUACACCCACAAAAACAAAGAUAUCUCGCACAGAAGCUUGAUGAACUCAAAAUACUUAUGUCCAAUUACAGCGGGGCAGUUCCAAGGGAGUGAACAUAAAUACAUUUAUCCUAUUGCAAUGUGAAACCCUUUUCUACCUUUAUUAUUUUUCUUCUGUUUUCGUCUUUCAUUUUAGAAGCAGAAACCUCUGUUUUUGAGAAAAAUUGGCUAAAUGUAUUCCAAAAGCUUUUGCCUAUUCUACUGUCUUAACUUUUUUCUUGUGUAACUUUCUAUUACUUUAUAUAAUCUGGAACAUGGUGGCAACUUUUUUUUGUUACACCGGGAAUCCCACAAGGAGGACUUAUUUACUGUCAAGUUGGUUGGGAUCUUAAGAUGCAUGCAAUCGCUCACAAACCACAUGCAUCUAGAUAAAUUCGAAUUUCAGAGUUCAACCAGAGACAUCCUAAUCUCAGAAUCGAACCAGAGACCAAUGAUUUUCAUGGCCCAAACCAGCUAUAUUACUUGUGUCGACGACAUGGUGGCAACUAUUAGUAAACAAUCAGAGCUUGCCAUUGAGCCACAAGCUACCUGGAGUUUGUUGCUCAGAGCAAGAAGAACAGAUGUAUCAAGUUGACAAGUAUUUCUUAAUGUGAACUAGAAAAGUGAAGCAGCAUCACUUGAGCGGUAAAUCUUAACUUAAAGAACUUUGUAACAUUGGCUGUUUGUGUGGUCUGCAUUCUACAGCUGUCUCUCAUAUUGCAAGGCUGUAUUUUUCCGCUACAUUUGUCCUCUGCCAAUUUCUUUUACAAAAUGUGUGGAAUGGAGAAUGUAGGUGGAAUAGACAGAAAAGACAGAGAUUUUACCAGGGAGUACCCUCUGUUCCCCUUGUCCACCAUGACAUCUGCUCAACAAACAUCAUGAUGCAAUUCAGAUGAGAUUUUGAGUUUUGAUUUUACUCACUAAAUGUGCAUUCUGUGUAUCUUUCUAAGAAGAUGGAGAAAUACAGCAUCACUAGAUUGUUAUGGCUGAUUCUUUUUGUGAAGAACUGUCUGUGAUUUUAGGCUUAUAAAUUUCAGGAAUGAAGAAGUUUAGAAUUCUUUUUA